Molecule: messenger RNA, 2160 nt
Organism: Emiliania huxleyi CCMP1516
Lineage: Eukaryota; Haptophyta; Isochrysidales; Noelaerhabdaceae
Exons: 3
Coding region: 1-1998 (665 amino acids)
Biological process (GO): secondary metabolite biosynthetic process
Cellular component (GO): nucleus; cytoplasm
Source: RefSeq, a predicted model, not a curated record
AUGGCGAUCACGUGCCUGCUUCUGCUGGCCAAGCUCACGGCUGUCGCUCGAGCCAUCGCUGGCUACGCCCCUGGCUCGGAUGAUGGUGCGGUCGUCUCUAGCCGCCAGAAGGGAGGCGGCGGCCAGCAGGCGACAGAGGCGGCGCUCUCGUGCCACGCUGAGUGCCCGGCGCUCGGCGAGACUGUCCUGCUCGAUGACAAUCGGCAUAUGAGCAACUCGAACACGGCGUGCAAUUGCGACUACUUUGGCUGCUCACCGAUUGAGCGCGCGCCUGACCUCGACAGCGCCGGCUGGUACCGCUUCGGCGGCGACGAUGGCGCGACGCAGAUGGCGACGUGCUUUGUGCAGGGUGGUAGCACGGGCGGUGCCAGCUGCGGCACCACCGGCUGCACCGGCUUCCUCGCCACCCCGCACCCGGCGGCAGGCGACGCGCCGGCAGCCGCACAAGUGUGCUUCAACUGUGGCGACUCGUCAGGGUGCGACUUCUUCGUCGAUGCCAACGUGUGCGCGUGCGAUUACGGCAACGGCGGCGGCACGACGUACACCUAUCAGCUCACGAAGCCGGCGGGCGGCUCUGGCAAGCGCCGCUACUGCGGCUCCGGCGGCGAGAUUUCCGCUGAACCGACCAAGAUCUGCGCCGAGCUCGAGGAGUUCGGCUGCGACUGCUUCGGAUGCACGUUGUGCGGUGGUGGUGGCGUUGAUGCGCCGCCCCCGAGCAUCCCAUCUCCGUCUCUGCCAACCACCGGCAUCACGUAUCCUCCGCCUCCACCGACCACCGGCGUGCUCCCCAAGAUCCUCUGCCUCCACGGCGGCGGUGGCGAUGGCGCUGACUUUGCGGGCGAGAUUACGGCCAUGCGUAACACACUGAGCAACGAAUUCGAGUUCGUCUUUCCGACGGCGCCCGACCCGCCGGGCGAGGGCGGCCUCUGGAUGAUGGACCCACCGGGCAAGGACAACCCGACCACCGACCCCGACUGGGCGCAGGCCGCCGUCGCCCACCUCAACCAGAUCGUCACCACGCAGGGCCCCUUCCACGGCAUCAUGGGCUACUCACAGGGCGCCGCCUUCCUACCCGUCUACCUGGCUCUGACCCCGGUCAACACCUUCCAGUUCGCCGCGAUGUUCUGCGGCUACCUUCCGGAGACGCACCUCGGGCUGAUCGGCCGCAUUGAUGCCCAGAGCCCGUUCGGUGGCAUCCCGUCGCUGCACUUCAUCGGCCUCCAAGACGGCAUCAUCGGAGAUACCAUGUCACGGACCGUCUCGGAGCUCAAGGCGGCCUACUCCUCGGACGCCCUCCCCCUCCUCCUGCAGCUGGCUAGCGGCGAGCAUGCCGCGCACGCGCCGGACGGGGCGGGCGAGGGGGGGAGAAGCCUCGACCUCGCUACCUCGGCGGCGGCGGCGUCGGCGGGCGGCGGCGGCGCCGCCUCGGCCUCACAGCGCGUCGCCCUGGCUGCCCCCCACCCCGCCGACGGAGAAGGGUCCCCGGUGCGCCACAGCGGCGCGCACGGCGGUCCCGCCGCCGCGACCGGCCCCGCGGAAGGGGCUUUGCUCGCCGCGCUGCACAAGUACUACCUGCAGGCCCGGAUGCUCGUCGGCGCGUGGCUGCGCGCCGCUGCGCGCCGCGGCCGGGCGCGCGCGCGCGUGUCGCUGCUCUCGCUGCACACCUCCGCCAGCACCUCCGCCCGCUCCUGCUCCCGCUCGUGCCGCCGGCAGUGGCGACGAGGGGCGCGGUGGCCGCAGGCGGCGACCUGGCCGCGCGCCGCCGCGCUCGCCCGCGUGUGGAUGCUGCCGCUGCUCGCGCUGCUCGCCGGCUGCUGCUCGAGCCACCUUGUGGGCAUGCUCGCCUUGCUGCUCGACGGCACGGUGCGAGGCCCGCCGCCCGACGGGUCGCACCCCUUCUCCCCCGGCCCCCCGCCGGCGUGCCGCUCGUACCCACCGGCGGCGGGACGCACCCCGCUCCCGCUCGGGAUCCCUUCCACCCUGACAGAGUUGGAGUAGCUCUCCGCGGGCCGCUGUGCGAACAUGAAAAGUCAAACCCCAACACGUGUGUAUAUGCUUCGCGGGUCGCGGCCCACCUCAGCUGUUUCAGCUCCACAAACCAGGUUACUCGUCGUGAAGAAAGAAUGGACGAGUCGAUCGAGAAAAGAGAAUUUUACAAAC